CCAGAUUUGGACAGAGCGUCGCGUAAUUGGCGUCCACGCGACAUCCGAGCUCUGCUCAAGUUGUACAUAGCGUAUUUCGAAGCCCCUGGGCCGAGCCGCAGGCUUUGCCGGAACCCGAUUUGGACCAGAGGUUGGUCAAAUCGAGAUAAACAGGAGUAGCAGCCUUUUGACUCGCAGCUCGGCGAAGAUGUCCAUCGCCGACGCCGCCGGCGCCCUACGCCGCCGCAGACCACCGGUCGUGCGCAUCAACCUCGAACCAAAUGAAGACGCCUCGGACAGCGCCCAGUCGUCGCCGCGCGCGGCCUCCGACAGUUCGGGAGCGGGCCCAACAACAAACUCGCCGCGGAGCGAGAGCGAGAGCUCGCACGGCUCGCGGUCGGCGCAGUCGUCGCCGCGCGCGCCGUCGGCCGCCGGGUCGUCGCCGCGGUCGUUCUCGGAGCUGCGGGUCGACAUCCCGCGGGGCCGCGCGUCGCCGUCGCCGCUAGAAAGCUUUCUGAGGUCCGUCGUGGAGGCGCCGGCGACCCAAAGACCGCAAGAGAUAGAAGAGGAGGACGAGGAGGACGACGACGCGCUGGCCGUCGCUUCACUAAGAAGAGUAGCGCGCCACUUACGAGGUGGUAUGUCGCGCGAGGACUGCGCCGACGAACUGGAGCGGCUGGCGGCGAAUCUAGCCAGGACGCCGCUAGCGAGAGCAGCUCGAGCGCGCCGGAAGGCCAGCAAGAUGAUGAUCAACGGCCUGAGAAGAGUCGGGAAGCGCGACAAGGUCGUGUUCGAUGGCGUCUACACGGACGAGGACAGCGCCCGCGACGUCGUGAAGUGGGGGCCCUGGUCGCCCACAUUGCGACGCAUCUCCUCCUCCGAUAAUGUGAUAGCGACGCCCACGUCGGAAAGGCCACCGAGGAACUGGGCCGUGCACCCGAACAGUGCCUUCAAAAGACGGUGGGACUACCUGACGUCGCUAUUGGCGGUUUGUGUGGUCUUCAAGCCCGAGCUCCGAGCAUUGGCGGCGUUGCUAUUGGGUCUCGAAGCUCCCAAGAAGGAAGUUAUGAAUAUGUGGGCCCUGGCCUUCAAUAGAGCGGUGAACUUGUGGUUCCUCGUGGACGUGUGCCUGAACUUCGUGACCGGUUACGUCGAUAGGAAGACGGGGGUCCUUGUGAUGUCCAAAAGGAGAAUAGCUCAGAGGUAUCUGAGGACGUACUUUGUGCUAGACAUCUGGUGUGCUCUGCCUUUUGACAGAUUGGUCUUGCCGGCGCUGGUCGAGGUCGCGCCGCCCCAGAAGCCACUGAAAUGCGCUCCGGGGUCCUCAGAUAUGCUUCUGGUGGACUGCUUGCCGCGGCGGCGGCCGUUGCGAGCUUUUAGGCGAGCUUUGGGCUACGUGCCGCGCGUGUUGUCCUUCGCCAAAGGACGGGGUAGAUUACGCCAGGUCUUGGUUGGAGCUCCUACCAUAGUAGGCCACGUGCGGCGCUUCUUCCGGCUGCUACGGGCGUCGCGCGUCCGGCUCGUGAAGUGGCGCGCGCUGGCCGUUCUAGGGCGGCGCUACCGCAAGAACGCCAAGGCCUACUUCAACCGGCUGCCGUCGCCGUCGUUCUUACGAAGCCCGAAGGCCGUCUACCGACGGCUGACGCGGACGCCGGAUCAUGUGCCGUCGCCCGAAAGGCCACAGAUGCGUCGGAGCGUGACAAACCCUACGUGACCCUACCACUAAAACAUUUACCAC
Pelagomonas calceolata is the source of this 1717-nucleotide messenger RNA. The record is from the annotation of a GenBank genome assembly. Lineage: Eukaryota; Pelagophyceae; Pelagomonadales; Pelagomonadaceae.